AUGAACAUUGCUGGACGGAUCCUUGUGUGUCUGAGCCCUAUAAUGGCCAUGAUUGCCAGUGCUGACAGUCUCGAAGCUGGCCAGACCUGUGAAGACGUCAAAAUCCACCAUGAGACCGACACGGCAUUUCUUGCUUGCGGGGAUCCAGUAGGUCGAUCUCAGUUCUACCCGCCGAUAAAUAACCAUUGGACGUCCAAAAGAAAAGAUUUUCGUGAGUAUUUCUUGAAGUACGACAUCAAGGGGAACAAGACUACGAGGAUGGAAAUAAAAGGCUGGGAUGGGGACUUGAUCCUCCACGGGAUCGAUAUUUGGAGGUUCAAAGACGACCCUUCCAAGAUACACUUGUUUGCGGUGAACCAUGGGCGCAAGGGCGAAUCGAUCACCAUUUUCUCGCACAAGCUCGGCACAAACGUGCUUGAGUUUGUCAAAGAUAUCAGCCACCCAGAGUUGAAAACACCCAAUGCAGUGACCCCUUCUGGUCCUCUAUCAUUUUUCAGCACCAAUGACCACUAUUACUACAAUGGUAUUUUGCGUACUUUCGAGGAUAAGUAUGCGCCUUUCCGAUGGGCGUCUUGGGUCAUUCAUUGCGACGGCUCCGGCUCCAAGACGACUUGCCGAAAAGUGUCGGACGACCUCCAAUAUGCGAAUGGUAUCCUUCUGACGGAAGAGGGCAAGACUCUUCUGGUGAACGACCUAUACGAAGGGACGACAAUUGUAUACAGUGUUGAUCCGGAUACAAAGGAACUGGUGCUUGAGAGAAAAGUUAGACUCGGUGGAACACCAGAUAAUCUGGCGGAGAUUCCAACCAACGGAGACAUUGUUGUUCCAGGUAAGCAAUAG
Fonsecaea multimorphosa CBS 102226 is the source of this 840-nucleotide messenger RNA. RefSeq lists its product as uncharacterized. Gene Ontology annotation, molecular function: arylesterase activity. Lineage: Eukaryota; Fungi; Ascomycota; Eurotiomycetes; Chaetothyriales; Herpotrichiellaceae. The record is from RefSeq and is a predicted model, not a curated record. Bases 1 to 840 code for a protein of 279 amino acids. The transcript is spliced from 6 exons.